Cydia pomonella (codling moth) is the source of this 2898-nucleotide messenger RNA. RefSeq names its product glutamate receptor 1-like. NCBI's taxonomy places the organism in Eukaryota, Metazoa, Arthropoda, Insecta, Lepidoptera, Tortricidae. The transcript is spliced from 12 exons. The record is from RefSeq and is a predicted model, not a curated record. The coding region runs from base 611 to 2527 and encodes 638 amino acids. Gene Ontology annotation, cellular component: membrane. Gene Ontology annotation, molecular function: ligand-gated monoatomic ion channel activity.
AAUGUUAUUAUUUGGAUCGAAAUAAAAUUGGGAAAUAUUUUUGCAUAUUUUUACUUUCCUAUAUAUGUGUGUUACUUUCCUUUAAUUGUGUGUAGUAGCAGUAAUAGGCUUCAUAACGUGUUUAUUACACCUACUCUUUUUGACUAAAUGCUUUGCUUCCGCUACCCAAACUACCCAAAGGUUGUCUGGAAGAUAAGCUCUUUAGCGAUAGAUCCGCCUGUUGUCAGCUUUUUUUAAAAUUGUUUUUCUUUAAUCUGUAUCUUUUACUGAAGUGUGUAUAUUUUCUAGUUAAAAAUUCAGUGCCCUAAAUUAUUGGUUGGUAAGUAUAUAUAACAAAUAUUUAAUCUAAAAUUAAGUACUCGACAGCUUUUUGACAUAAUAGUACCUAUCCACUUAAACCAAAAGAAAGUAUCAGUAAUAGGUAAUGCUCAUUAUAAUUUCAUAGUUCCUCCGAAGAAACAACUCUUUGGAGUUUCCAGUCAUACCGAUAUUUGUAAGAGCAGUGGCGUUGCGUGUACAAAAAUGAACUUAUUACUAAUAUUUUUCUAUUUCCUCGCAAACUUAUAAAGAAUGGUUUUAGAUUUUUGAGUUGAUUAGAAUUUUGUACAAGAUGAAGAUAUUGUUUUCGUUCGUUAUUGUUUUAUUUUUGAGUUUAGGGAAGGCUUUUGAUAAUAAUGACAUUAAUAUGAUAGUGUCUUUCGUUACGCUCGAUGAAAGGGCCACAGCUGUAUUGACACCUUAUGUCUGUUGGAGCGCAUAUGAACUGACAUCUCUAGCGAAGAGUCUGCACGAUACUGGAAUCAGCAUGGCUGCAUCACUGCAGCCGAACAGGCCCGAGUUGUUUCUGCAGAACCUCGUUAUAGUGGCCGACUUGAGGUGCAGAGGAUCUGACGACUUCUUGAUCAAGGCCAGUGACGAGGGUUUCUUCAAAUCUCCAUACCGCUGGCUGUUAAUAAGCCAAGACCAAACGGAGCUGAAUGUCUUGGAUCAAUUGGCUAUGCUGGUCGAUAGUGAUGUCGUUAUAACGCAGAGGAGAGGAGAGGAUUACCAGUACGUCGAAGUUUACAAAAUAAUAGAGAACUCUCAAGUAAUCUACAACACCAGAGCUCUAUGGCGGCCCAUAGACAAGAAUAACAACACGGCUAUAAUAACUUACUACAACAAAUCAAAAGUUGUAGCUAACAAAUACGGAGCAGUGGAAGACUAUAGAAAGAACAAGAUCCUGUCUACUAGGAGAAUGGAUAUAAGGAAACAUACGCUGACGAUGGUCAAUGUUAUAACAGACAGCAAUGAUACUAGGAAACAUAUGGAUGACAGAUUAAACUUACACCAAGACUCCAUAACGAAGAUGUCAUACAUGGUGGUGAAGAUCUGCUUCGAGAUGAUGAACUCUACGGAAAAGCUGAUAUUCACCAACACCUGGGGCUACGUGGACAAGAACGGCUCCUGGAACGGCAUUAUAGAGCGGCUCAUCAAGAAAGAAGGGGAUAUUGGGACCUUAACAAUCUUCACCCAAGAGCGCUUGAAGAUCAUCGACUACAUCGCAAUGGUGGGCACCACUGCAGUGCGAUUCGUGUUCCGCGAGCCCCCACUAGCUUACGUUUCGAACAUCUUCGCUCUGCCCUUCACUGGCGCGGUGUGGCUGGCCGUGUUCAUCUGUGUGCUGGCUUGUGCGCUGUUCCUGUAUAUCACGUCUAAGUGGGAAGCCACUAUGGGCAUCCAUCCAAUGCAGCUUGACGGAUCGUGGGCCGAUGUGCUGAUUUUGAUUAUUGGUGCUGUGCUUCAGCAAGGCUGUACUCUGGAACCUAGGCGAGCAGCAGGGCGGAUAGUGACUCUGUUACUCUUCAUCGCAUUAACAAUAUUAUAUGCUGCAUAUUCUGCCAACAUUGUAGUGUUGCUGCGAGCCCCAAGCUCAUCUAUCAGGAGUCUACAAGAUAUAUUGAAUUCCCCUAUUAAACUAGGCGCCAGUGAUUUCUCCUACAAUAGGUAUUUUUUCAAGAAAUUGAAUGAACCUCUUCGGAAAGAAAUCUACAACAAGAAAAUUGCGCCAAAAGGAAAGAAAGCCAACUUCUACACAAUGAAAGAAGGGAUUGAGAAGAUUAGAAAGGGUCUUUUCGCUUUUCACAUGGAACUGAACCCUGGCUACCGUCUCAUCCAAGAGACCUACCAGGAGGACGAGAAGUGUGACCUCGUAGAAAUCGACUACAUCAAUGAGAUAGAUCCUUGGGUGCCUGGACAGAAGCGCUCGCCGUACAAAGACCUGUUUAAGAUCAACUUCAUAAAGAUUCGCGAAUCUGGCAUCCAAAACUGCAUCCAUCAGCGCCUCCACGUGGGCAAGCCGAGGUGCCUCGGCGCCGUCAACACGUUCAGCAGCGUGGGCAUUAUGGACAUGUACUCCGCCAUGUUGGCAACACUCUACGGCAUGUUUAUGGCGCCAGCGGUACUGUUACUAGAAAUUGCUUAUAAACGGCUGAUGGUGGCUCGAGAAAAGAGAAUGCAGCACAAUAAUUCACACUUAGUCUACUAAGUAAAAUACGACUAAAAGCACUAAAAUCCUUGUAACGUCUGUGAAUAAAUUAAAAGGCACAGUCGUGUAUCAUUUGAGAAUCGGAAUUCACAACCGAUAAUUAAUUUAUAAAUACCAAACAUGUAAUUAUAGAUUGGCUUUUCUUGUUUUGUAGUCACGAUUCAAUGUUUUGAAGGCAAUAAAUAUUGAUAAAAACGUAUUCUUAUCUAUGUUAUUAUGUAAUUACUUAUGUAAACAAUGCUUAAGGUAGCCUUUAUUAAAAGUAUUAAUCGAUUUACUUAACGAUAAGCAAUCUCAGAAUGAUUUCUUACAUUUAUUAAAUUGUUAAGUAUCUGCCUAUUAAGUGAUACAUCACAAUAAUAAAUAUCACU